GGCUGAAUUCCAGUCUCUUGACAAAUGCGCAGGUUUACCCACAUCGCCGGCUGACAAUAUCAGUGGAGGCUGCGAGAAUGCAUUAGAAGCGUUCUCUGCUAGGAUUAGAGAGGAAGAAUUAUCCUAUAAAAAGCCCGACUUACAUAAUAGCGAGUAAUUCUUCUAGCGCACAUAACUGUAGAAUAGGGGUGUUGUGUUCUCACCCAGCUGGACCGGAGGUGUUGAGAAUAAAGAGAUAAGGACUGAACAUGUCUGUGGUGGGAAUUGAUGUGGGUUUCCAGAACUGUUACAUCGCUGUUGCCAGGAGCGGCGGCAUUGAAACCAUUGCAAACGAAUACAGUGACAGAUGCACUCCAGCAUGCAUUUCUCUGGCCUCUAAAAACCGGACCAUUGGGAAUGCUGCUAAAAGUCAGAUCAUAACUAACUUUAAGAACACGGUUCACGGCUUUAAGAAGUUUCACGGUCGAGCGUUUGAUGACCAAUAUGUUCAAGGGGAAAAAUCCAAGUUGCCUUACAACCUUCACAGACUGGACAAUGGCAGCACUGGAAUAAAGGUACGUUAUCUGAAUGAGGACAAGGUGUUUACCAUCGAGCAGAUGACUGCCAUGUUGCUCACCAAGCUGAAAGAAACUUCUGAGCAUGCCUUGAAGAAGCCCGUGGUGGACUGUGUGAUAUCUGUCCCCAGCUUCUUUACGGAUAUAGAAAGGAGAUCCCUGAUGGAUGCAACUCAGAUUGCUGGGCUGAACUGCUUGAGGCUGAUUAAUGACACAACAGCAGUGGCCUUGGCCUAUGGCAUCUAUAAACAGGACUUGCCAAACCCAGAGGAGAAACCCCGUAAUGUUGUGUUUGUUGACAUUGGGCACUCAUCUUAUCAAGUCUCCAUUGCUUCCUUUAACAAGGGGAAAUUGAAGGUGUUGGCUACAGCAUUUGACCCAUAUUUGGGCGGACGCAACUUUGAUGAAUUACUUGUGGAAUAUUUCUGCGGAGACUUCAAAAACCGUUUCAAACUCAAUGUUAAAGACAACCCAAGAGCCCUUCUAAGGCUCUAUCAGGAGUGUGAGAAACUGAAGAAACUCAUGAGUGCAAACUCUUCUGAUCUCCCUCUCAACAUUGAGUGCUUCAUGAAUGACAUCGAUGUCCAUGGGAAAAUGAACAGGGCUCAGUUUGAAGAGAUGUGUGCUCAGCUCUGGAUGAGAGUGGAGGCGCCACUGAAAUCGGUCAUGGAACAAUCAAAGCUUAGCAGAGAUGAGAUCUAUGCCAUUGAGGUAGUGGGUGGAGCCACCAGAAUCCCAGCCAUAAAGGAGAGAAUCUCAAAGUUCUUCGGUAAAGACAUCAGCACCACGCUGAACGCAGAUGAGGCUGUAGCACGCGGAUGUGCGUUACAGUGUGCAAUCCUGUCUCCAGCCUUCAAAGUCCGAGAGUUCUCCAUCACAGAUGCAGUCCCCUUCCCGAUUACUCUUCGCUGGAAGUCUCCGACAGAUGAAAGUGUUGGGGAAUGUGAGGUGUAUAGUAAGAACCAUGCGGCACCUUUCUCCAAAGUCAUCACCUUCCACAAGAAGGAACCUUUUGACCUGGAAGCAUUCUAUAGUUCUCCACAUGAGCUGCCCUAUCCGGAUAGCAGAAUAGGCCGCUUUACCAUACAGAAUGUCGUGCCGCAGCCUGAUGGGGACAGUUCAAAGGUCAAGGUGAAAGUGCGCGUGAACAUGCACGGCAUCUUCAGCGUGUCCAGUGCCUCUCUGAUAGAGAAGCAGAAAGGAGAGGCUGAGGAUGUGCAGAUGGAAACAGAACCUACUGUACAGAAUGAGGGCAGGCCUGAGGAACAGAAUAAAAUGCAAGUGGACCAGGAAGGCCAAGGAGAACAGCCCACUGAAGAAGAAAAGAUGAAUAACUCUGGCAAUAAGGAUGGUGAUAAACAAGAUCAAGCUGCAAGCAGUAGCAAAGCCAAGUCAAAAGUGAAGAGUGUUGAUCUGCCCAUUUGGGCCAACACCACCCGACAGCUGGAUCAAGAUGUGCUCAACAACUUUGUUGAAUAUGAAAAAAAAAUGAUCAUACAGGACAAGCUGGAGAAGGAGAGAAACGAUGCUAAAAAUGCUGUGGAGGAGUAUGUUUACGAACUGCGAGACAAACUGUGUAGCAUCUAUGAGAGAUAUGUCACUGAAGAUGAAAGUAACCGACUCACUAUAAUGCUUGAGGACACAGAGAACUGGCUGUAUGAAGAAGGAGAAGACCAAGAGAAAGAAAUCUAUCAGGACAAACUGUUUGAACUCAAAAAGUUUGGUGAGCCCAUUGAAGAACGGUACAGAGAGCAUGAGGGUCGACCCAGAGCUUUCGAUGAGCUAGGCAAGAAAAUUCAGCUUUUUAUGAAGGCGGUGGACGUGUAUAAACAGAAGCAGGAUGAGCGCUACCAGCACCUGAGCCCCGAGGAGAUGAGUGUUGUUGAGAAGAGUGUGUGUGAAGCUUUAGGCUGGAUGAAUACAAAGAUGAACGCCCAGAGUAAACUCACAGUCGCUCAAGACCCAGCAGUCAAAGUAGCAGAGAUCAUUCAGAAGAUUCAGGAGUUAGAGGAUGUUUGCAAUCCUGUCGUCAACCGACCCAAACCCAAAACCGAGGAGCCUGUAGAAGAGGGAGACAAAAACAAUGGGGGGCAUAAAUGACGGCCGCG
This is a messenger RNA of Cyprinus carpio (common carp), 2662 nucleotides long. Its product is annotated as heat shock 70 kDa protein 4L-like. Gene Ontology annotation, biological process: protein folding. Gene Ontology annotation, molecular function: ATP-dependent protein folding chaperone; ATP binding. Lineage: Eukaryota; Metazoa; Chordata; Actinopteri; Cypriniformes; Cyprinidae. The record is from RefSeq and is a predicted model, not a curated record. Gene Ontology annotation, cellular component: cytosol; nucleus.